This is a messenger RNA of Apus apus (common swift), 781 nucleotides long. RefSeq names its product calmodulin like 4 (gene CALML4). Lineage: Eukaryota; Metazoa; Chordata; Aves; Apodiformes; Apodidae. Gene Ontology annotation, cellular component: myosin II complex. Gene Ontology annotation, molecular function: calcium ion binding. The record is from RefSeq and is a predicted model, not a curated record. The transcript is spliced from 5 exons. The coding region runs from base 85 to 546 and encodes 153 amino acids.
UAGCCCUUCCUCGAACUGGGAAGUCCCAGCGGACGCCUCCGCUCCCGGCAGGCAGGGUGAAACACACAGAGGACCCCCAGAACCAUGGCAAAAUUUCUAAGCCAGGAUCAAAUUAAUGAGUUCAAGGAAUGUUUUUCCCUGUAUGACAAGAAACAAAAAGGCAAGAUAAAAGCCACUGACCUGCUGGCAGUGAUGAGGUGCCUGGGAGCCAGCCCGACGCCAGGAGAGGUGCAGAGACAUCUCCACCUGCACAAGAUCGACAGAAACGCAGAGUUGGAUUUCUCCACUUUCCUGAAUAUAAUGUACAGGCAAAUGAAGCAAGAGGAACCUGAGAGGGAAAUCCUUGCAGCCUUGUCCAUGAUGGACACGCAGAAGAAAGGAGUCAUCACCGUUUCACAGCUGAGAGCCAAACUAACAAGACUAGGAGAAAAGCUUUCUGAGGAAGAAGUUGAUGAGCUGCUGAAAGAAGCCAAAGUUGGACCAAAUGGAACAAUAAAAUAUGAAGAAUUUGUCCGCAUCAUUUGCCUUCCUAGAGUUGACUACUGAAGUUCAAAGUUACUGAAGUUCAAAACAGGAGACUUGGUAAGAGCAGGACCUGAAACUUUCUGACUUCAUUUUUUCCUAGUUACUGCUUGGACUUGGGAGUCAUCAUUUGCCUUUAAAAAAAUCCUUAUUUUGCCUGGAUGUGCUUACACUUCCACAGGCUCCCACCCCAUUCCUGGAGGAAUGUGGUCACAAAAUGGGAGCACUCUGUUACUUAAAUAAACUGAAUGUGAUGUUC